Messenger RNA from Tripterygium wilfordii, 3193 nucleotides. RefSeq names its product serine/threonine-protein kinase/endoribonuclease IRE1b-like. The transcript is spliced from 6 exons. NCBI's taxonomy places the organism in Eukaryota, Viridiplantae, Streptophyta, Magnoliopsida, Celastrales, Celastraceae. Gene Ontology annotation, molecular function: protein serine/threonine kinase activity; ATP binding; RNA endonuclease activity. The record is from RefSeq and is a predicted model, not a curated record. Bases 178 to 3006 code for a protein of 942 amino acids. Gene Ontology annotation, cellular component: IRE1-TRAF2-ASK1 complex. Gene Ontology annotation, biological process: protein phosphorylation; intrinsic apoptotic signaling pathway in response to endoplasmic reticulum stress; IRE1-mediated unfolded protein response.
GCGUAACAGAAGAAACCGACGAGGUCCCAUAUCCCCAUCCCCAAAAUUUACAAAAACCCUAAUUACGCCAAUCCAUUUCGAUCUCUCGAUUAAAUAUCGAAAUUAAGAGGGAACCAGUAGAGAAACCCUUCAAAAACCUCAUGAAUCUGCAGUUCAACAGUGAUUGGAGUUGUGAAGAUGAAGCGAUCCGUGAUAUUUCUUCUGAUGUUAAUGGUAACGCUGUCAUCGAUAAGCAGAGGAGCUCUAUCAAGCUUAGAGGUGUCGCCUGCCUUCUUGCCCUCGUCUGCGAAUCGAAAAAUUACCAGUCUAUACAACUCUCUUUUGCCUCCGAAAGUUGAAUAUAGAAACACAGCACUCGUGGUUGCUUUGGAUGGAACAGUGUAUUUGAUGGAUAAUACAGGGAAAAUCUGCUGGUCCUUCCCAAUGGGCACGCCCAUUUAUUCAUCUUAUCAGGCUUCUCUUAGCGAGGAUCAAUGGGAUAGGCCAUCUGAUCUUAGAUAUGAUUCCUACGUGGAUGUUGGAAAUGACUGGCAACUCUAUGAAUACAGCAAGAGAGGUGGUAGAGUAAUAAAGAAACUCCCGUUGAGUGCUGAAGAUUAUAUUAGAAUAACUCCACGUGUAUGGGAAGAUGGAGGAGUCACGGUGGGACAAAAAAAAUCUACUGUGUUUGUUGUUGAUUGCAAGUCUGGAAGAAUGCUCGACACUUACAGCUUGAAUGAUCUCUUUUCAAAUGCUGUUCCUGGAAUGAGUGAUACUGAAAAACUGGAGUUUGGUUUUGAGGGCUUGAAUACGGUUAGGCAGCUGAUUUACUUUACGAGGAUAGACUAUGUGCUGCAACAUCAUGAUUCAAGAUCCGGAAGAGUUCUUUGGAAUGUCGCAUUCGCAAAAAUUGAAGCUGAAACCCGUUGUUGGGGGAUUAAUAAUUCUUCUGAUUUGCUCUCUCCUAAGUCUGGGAGUGCACUUGUUCAAGAGUACAUCGGGGAUAUUGAUUUGCCACUGCCUUGUCAUGAGAGGGUCAAUGUCCAUCGACAUGAUUAUAGGUCGUUAAAGUUUGAUAGACUUGCAAUUACUCAUCUUGGAGGUGCUGCGCGUGCUCUGCCUGCCUCAUACCAGAGCCUUCCCGUAGGACCUUCUGAUAUUCGCAACAAUGAAGACAAAUUGCCAGAAUUUGGUCAACUGCCAAGUAGUCAUAAUGGUAAUGAAUUAAAAUAUCUACCGGCUCCACAUGACCUCCUUCCCUUAGAGCCUAUUCAAAAAUAUCCACUGGAUGUUAUCAAUUACGAGGAUAGGCUUGUGCCCGCUUUGCGCAUCUCUGAGGCUAAGAGCCCUGUUCCCAUGAUCAAUGGGGAUGCUGGUGAUAAUACCACAAGCUUGCUUGCUGAAAUCGUGACUAAGUUUCAUCCUUGGUAUGUUAUUUCCACCAUUUUGUCCAUUAUGGGCUUCAUAUUUUGCCAAUAUUUAGCAUUUCGAAAAUGGUGUAAAUUCUUCAAUCGUGCUGAGGAAGUUAAGGUGCAAGUUGGAACGCCCAAGAAGAAGAAAAAUAGGAAAUCGGUAAACAACAAGAGCAGUUCCAGUCGUCAGAGAAAAGACAAAUUUAUCUCACUAGAGAAUAUGGUUGGAGAUGCCCAUAGAUUUCUGAAUGUUGAAGGAGAUCAAGGGAAAUUGCUGCUAACUGUCACUGACUUUGUUGAUGGUCAGGUAUAUGGACGUAGAAUUGGUAAAUUAUUAGUUUUUAAUAAAGAAAUUGCUAAGGGUAGCAAUGGUACCAUUGUACUUGAGGGAAUUCAUGAUGGUCGUGCAGUCGCUGUGAAACGUCUUGUGCGUACUCAUCAUGAUGUAGCAUUAAAAGAGAUUCACAAUCUUAUUGCUUCUGAUCAACAUCCAAAUAUCGUUCGAUGGUAUGGGGUGGAGUAUGAUCAAGAUUUCGUUUAUCUGGUUUUGGAGCGCUGCACUUGUAGUUUAAAUGAUUUGAUUUAUGCAUACUCUGAAUGGUUUGAAAAUCGAAUCACAAAGGAUGAGGGUUCCAACUUAAAUGGUUGUUCUGUCGGAUUACAUUCAGUAGUGGAAGACCAAAAGGAUUUUGAACUGUGGAAGGCAAAUGGUUAUCCUUCACCUCAGUUGUUAAAACUCAUGAGGGAUAUUGUUUCUGGACUUGCCCAUUUGCAUGAACUUGGGAUUAUACAUCGGGACCUAAAGCCUCAAAAUGUCUUGAUUAUCAAAGAGAAAUCUUUACGUGCGAAACUUUCUGAUAUGGGUAUUAGCAAGCGCCUUGCUGGAGACAUGUCAGCAUUAACCCAGCAUUCCACAGGGUGUGGGAGUUCAGGUUGGCAAAGCCCAGAACAACUUCUCCAAGGACGCCAAACACGUGCUGUUGACCUGUUUAGCUUAGGCUGUGUUCUCUUUUUCUGUAUUACUGGUGGGAAACACCCUUACGGUGACAGUUUUGAGCGCGAUGUGAAUAUAGUCAAUGACAGGAAAGACCUAUUCCCAGUAGAGAAUAUUCCAGAAGCUGUGGAUCUUUUCGCUCGUCUAUUGGAGCCAACCCCAGAUUUUAGGCCCAAGGCCCAGGACGUGUUGCAUCACCCCUUAUUUUGGACUUCUGAGUGGAGACUUUCGUUUCUCCGGGACAGUAGUGAUCGUGUAGAACUGGAAGACAGGGAGAAGGGAUCUGAACUCUUGAAUGCAUUAGAGAGUACGGCAACAGAGGCUUUGAAUGGGAAGUGGGAUGAAAAGAUGGAGCCUGCUUUCAUUAACAACAUUGGUCGUUACAGGCGCUAUAAGUUUGAUAGUGUUCGCGACUUGUUACGUGUCAUAAGGAAUAAGUUAAAUCACUACAGGGAACUUCCUCAGGAAAUACAGGAAUUAUUGGGGCCAGUUCCCGAAGGAUUCAACAGCUACUUUGCAAGCCGGUUUCCGAAACUCUUGAUUGAGGUGUAUAAGGUAAUGUACAGUUACUGCCAAGAGGAGGCAUUCCUUCAAAAAUACACAAGUAGUAGUCUAGCUUAAUCCAACCUUCCCCAGUUCCCCAAGUAAGUAGACAGACAGAAGUUUGUAUAUAGCAAUUGUACCAUAUUUCCAUGUUUAUUUGAUGUACUCAAGUAACAUACAUACGUAAUACUAGUGUUUUUAGCUCCUUGGCAAAAAAAACUCUUGCGGUUAGUGAAUCCAACUAACUGGACCUUGGAGAGCUGAA